AUGAACAGCGCGCCCGCUUUGCUUCGCAGCGGCUGCAUCCUCGAUGAGGCAAGGGCCCCAACUGUGGAUGCUGAUCAUCUUGGCGCUUUCUGCUUCUCCGGCCGUCUCGAGGCGAGAUUGACGCUGGGGGUCCGUCAUGCAUCACUCUCACCGAACGCCCUGCACAUGUCCCUUGCCCAAACACCACCGGCCAGAGCGCAACCACGGUUCUUUUCGACCAUUCCGUUCUAUCCCCGGGGCCGUAGUAUGGAGAACAAAGAGGCGGCUGCCAUCACUUACGUAGCAUACACAAAGUACCGGCGCAUUGCUCUGUUCAUCCUACUCCGAAGGCUGCCACCACGGGGACAAGCCUUGUCAGAAGGGCGGGCCGAGAUGCUCGGUCACUCCGAGAUCCUCCCAGCUCGACCCCAUAGCAAGUUGGGGCAAUAG
Messenger RNA from Grosmannia clavigera kw1407, 429 nucleotides. RefSeq lists its product as uncharacterized. Bases 1 to 429 code for a protein of 142 amino acids. NCBI's taxonomy places the organism in Eukaryota, Fungi, Ascomycota, Sordariomycetes, Ophiostomatales, Ophiostomataceae. The transcript has a single exon. The record is from RefSeq and is a predicted model, not a curated record.